This is a messenger RNA of Sphaeroforma arctica JP610, 324 nucleotides long. RefSeq lists its product as hypothetical. The record is from RefSeq and is a predicted model, not a curated record. Bases 1 to 324 code for a protein of 107 amino acids. Lineage: Eukaryota; Ichthyosporea; Ichthyophonida. The transcript has a single exon.
AUGCUAUCUGAUUUCGGCACCUCGGCGGGCGACACGCUCAACGAUGGAUUCACGUUGAACGAGCCUAAGCAGGGCAUGAGAGUGCUGAUUAAGACACAAUGGGAUAGUGGUGUAAGUGCACACGAAAGUGUUCAAACACACGUUAAUGAUAGCACACAACGAAGCUUACAAGCAUGUACACGAAAGGGAGAGAGAGAAAGCGGUGCUUUGAAUGAGAAGGUCGACCCCAAUCAAUGUGUCGCGUGGAGUGUAAGGAACCUGAUUGCGUGGACGUCCCCAGCCUUAUCUCUGAGCAAGCAAGGUAUAUCAAGAAUGUGUUUAUAG